Molecule: messenger RNA, 879 nt
Organism: Coccomyxa subellipsoidea C-169
Lineage: Eukaryota; Viridiplantae; Chlorophyta; Trebouxiophyceae; Coccomyxaceae
Exons: 6
Coding region: 1-879 (292 amino acids)
Cellular component (GO): membrane; cytoplasm
Source: RefSeq, a predicted model, not a curated record
AUGCUCGGUCCAGGCGCGCCCUGCGCGCGCGAGUCGCCUGGCCGCCAGGGGUCCUGUCCAGGCUCUGGCUGCCCCUUCCAGACACAGACACAUGUUGGGGAGGUCUGGAGGAACUACUCCCGCAAAGUUGAGACAGACCCCGUUCCCACCAAGGCCUUGACCAGCCUGUUUGGGUUCAUGCUCGGUGAUUUCCUGGCGCAGAGGAUGGAGGGCAGGCCCUUUAACCCUCUCAGGUGUUUGCGUCUUGGGAGUUACGGACUGACUGUCGACGGGCCGAUCGGCCACAUGUGGUACAAGCUGCUGGACAAAUUUGUGUACCCCAACGACCCUCAGUGCAAUGCAGCAGUGCUGCUGAAGACAGCGGCCGACCAGCUGCUGUGGGCGCCCGUCAUGACAUGCGUCUACUUUGCUUUCCUGCGCACUGUCGAGGGCCAUCCAGAGCUCAUCACAUCCACCAUCCAGGCAAAGCUAGUCCAGACUGUGGUGGCCAACUAUGUGCUGUGGCCUGCCGCACACUACAUCAACUUUAAAUUUGUGCCAACACAGCACCGCAUCCUGUACAACAAUGUGGUGAGCAUCUUCUGGAAUGCGUUUCUGUCUACGCUGUCGCAUGCGCCGACCAUCGAGCCCACCUCGUUCAUGGACUCGUUCCAGCAGUACGCUGACAAUCUGCCGCAGCCGCUGCACGAGCGCGCGGCCGAGUUUGUAGACAGCAUCUACAAGACGAGCCUGCCGCUGCACGAGCGGGCUGCAGAGUUUGCCGACUCCCUGAAGCUGCCCAUGGGGACUGACCUGUCGAAGCUGAAGCUGCCCAGCAGCAUCAAGGUGUCACCGACCCGAGUGUUCCCUGAGUCUUUGUGGAUGGACAACUGGGACUGA